AUGAGCGCCCUUCCGUUCGACGUAAAGAAGAUCGCGGUCAUCGGCGGAGGCCCCACGGGUCUCGCUGCCGCGCGGUACCUCGAGGCACAGGGGAGCUUCGAUUCCAUUGUCGUUUUCGAGCAGCAGGCCGAAGUAGGCGGCGUCUGGAACUAUAGCGAGCACCCGACGACUUCUCUCCAUGUCCCCCAGACGGAUCCGUUUUGUCCGCAGGACCCUCCGAUCCGGCCUAAUCCCGAUGAGCCUCCCGUGUUCCCCACCCCGAUGUACGGCACGCUCCACGCCAACACCGUCAAGACGACUAUGCUCUACAAGGACACGCCGUUCCCUGAUGAUGCAUGGAUUUUUCCCUCGAGGCAGGCCAUUUACGAGUAUCUCGUGAGAUAUUCAAAAGACGUGAGACACCUCAUCAAGUUCUCUCACCAGGUCAAGACGCUCGACCUCCGAGAGGAGAAUGGCCGGGAUAAGUGGGUCAUAACGGCAGCUUGCACCGUCACCGGCCGGGUUUUCAGCGACACAUACGACGCCGUCGUCAUAGCGAACGGGCACUACGACGUGCCCUUCAUUCCGGAUGUCAAGGGCAUCAAGGCCUACCACGAAGCUCACCCCAGCGCCAUCUUGCACUCCAAGAACUACCGGGUGCCGGAGCCUUUCGCUGGGCAAAAGGUGAUCGUGGUCGGCAACGGACCUUCGGGCCUCGACAUCGCCCGCCAAAUCAGCCCGCUGGCGGACAAGGUGCUGCUCUCGGUUCACCAUCCGACUCCACCAGACAAGGUGGAUCACAUCGGGGUCAUCGAAGUACCCGCGAUUGCAGAGUACCUGCCGGAGAAGAAGGCAGUCCGUUUCGACGACGGAACCAUCGAGGAGGACAUUUCUACCGUCAUCUACUGCACCGGCUUUUUCUUCAGCUUCCCGUUUCUCCCGGAAGUCCUGAAGCCGAACCUAUUGACGACCGGCAAAGGCGUCAGAAACUUGUACCAGCACCUGUUCCUCAUCAAGCACCCAACCCUGGCCUUCGCCGGCCUGUUGGUGAAAACGGUCCCGUGGCCAUUGACCGAAACACAGGCUGCUGUCCUCGGGGCGGUUUGGUCGAACAAUUUGAAACUCCCGUCCAUCGAAGAACAGGAAGAUUGGGAGCUUGCGCUCUUCAAGAGACGCGGCGACAAGAACAUACACGUGCUCGUCGACGACGGCGACGAUGGUCGUUUCCUCAACUCGUUGCACGACUGGGCGAUAGAGUCGACGAAGCUUGGAAAGGAGCCUCCAUACUGGCAUGACGAACAGUUCUGGGAGAGGAGCAUCUACUACUACGCCAAGCAAGAGUUCGAGAAGCAGGGAGGAAAUGCCACGACACUCAAGGAGCUUGGAUUCGUCUAUCCGGGAAAGGGAAAGUGGAAGUUCCUCCCGUCUAAACUGUAG
Molecule: messenger RNA, 1416 nt
Organism: Colletotrichum karsti
Lineage: Eukaryota; Fungi; Ascomycota; Sordariomycetes; Glomerellales; Glomerellaceae
Product: thiol-specific monooxygenase
Exons: 1
Coding region: 1-1416 (471 amino acids)
Molecular function (GO): N,N-dimethylaniline monooxygenase activity; NADP binding; flavin adenine dinucleotide binding
Source: RefSeq, a predicted model, not a curated record